CGUCAGAAACAGGACCCAACGUGGGCUGUGGAUGUGGCAGCCCUCCUGUCCUGCCUGUCCUGAAGACGUGUCCCUGCUCUCCUCCCGAACGUUUGUUAGCGGAUUCCUCCCUCCUCAAAACCACAGAUCUUGGUGCCAUGUUUGCUCGACUAGGCUUGUGCUCCCAGCUGCCAUCCAGAGCUCGGAAACAUGUGUGUCCAGUACCAAUCAGAGCGUUUUCCCAAACUAAAUUUCCCCUCCCUCGCCCUCAUGGGAAGUCCUUUGCCCACCGCAGUGAGCUGAAGCAGGCUAAGCGUAUUGUGGUGAAGCUGGGCAGCGCUGUGGUCACUCGAGGAGAUGAGUGUGGGCUGGCGUUGGGAAGACUGGCCUCUAUUGUAGAACAGGUGGCCAUGCUGCAGAAUCAGGGCAGGGAGAUGAUGAUCGUCACAAGUGGAGCUGUGGCUUUUGGAAGACAGAGACUGAGGCAUGAAAUUCUGUUGUCUCAAAGUGUCAGACAAGCCUUACAUUCAGGGCAGAAUCAACUCAAAGAAAUGUCACUGCCAGUGCUGGAGGCAAGGGCGUGUGCAGCUGCCGGACAGAGCGGUUUGAUGGCUUUAUAUGAAGCCAUGUUCACACAGUACAGCAUCUGCACUGCACAAAUUUUGGUGACAAACCUGGACUUCCACGAUGAACAGAAAAGGCGCAACCUUAACAGCACCCUCCAGGAGCUGCUGCGGAUGAACAUUGUCCCAAUCAUCAACACCAAUGACGCGGUGGUGCCACCCCCUGUGCCCAACAGUGACCUGCAGGGGGUAAAUGUCAUAAGCAUCAAAGAUAAUGACAGUCUGGCCGCACGCUUAGCUGUAGAGAUGAAAGUGGACCUGCUGGUGGCUCUGUCUGAUGUAGAAGGUUUGUAUGACAGACCUCCUGGCAUUGAUGACGCCAAACUUCUAGAUAUAUUUUACCCUGGAGAUCAGCAGUCCAUUACAUAUGGCAAUAAGUCCAGAGUGGGGAUUGGUGGCAUGGAAGCAAAGGUGAAAGCGGCUCUGUGGGCACUGCAGGGUGGUACAUCAGUCGUCAUUGCCAAUGGGACAGAUCCUAAAGUCACGGGUCAUGUGAUCACAGACAUCGUGGAGGGAAAGAAAGUGGGCACAUUCUUUUCUGAAGUGAAACCUGCAGGUCCCACUGUGGAGCAGCAGACGGAGAUGGCCCGACAUGCAGGGAGGGCACUGGCCUCUCUCGAUCCAGAACAGAGAGCAGAGAUAAUUUGCUGUCUUGCUGAGCUGCUCACAGAAAAGAAGGAAGAAAUUCUCAGUGCUAACAAGAGAGACAUGGAAUUAGCCAUAACAUCAGGUCGUUUCUCCCAGGCCCUGAUAAACCGCCUAAGUCUGUCCACAGCUAAGUUGAACAGUUUAGCAAUCGGGCUGCGUCAGUUGGCGGUGUCGUCCCGGGACAGUGUGGGACGUGUGUUGAGGAGAACCAGAGUCGCCAACAAUCUGGAGCUGGAGCAGAUCACUGUCCCCAUUGGAGUCCUGUUAGUCAUCUUUGAAUCACGCCCCGACUGUCUACCACAGGUAUCGGCUCUUGCAAUUUCCAGUGGAAACGCCUUGCUACUUAAAGGGGGUAAAGAAGCGUCCAACACAAACAAAAUACUGCAUCAACUUGUGCAAGAAGCAUUGUCCAUUCAUGGAGUAACAGAUGCUAUACAACUGGUAAGCACUCGUGAAGAAGUUGAAGACCUUUGCAGACUGGACAAAAUGAUUGAUCUGAUUAUUCCAAGAGGCUCAUCUCAACUGGUGCGUGAUAUCCAAAGAGCAGCGAAAGGAAUUCCUGUCCUGGGCCACAGUGAGGGAGUCUGCCAUGUUUAUAUAGACUCAGAAGCUAGCCUGGACAAAGCUAUUGAUGUUGUGCGAGACUCCAAAUGUGACUACCCUGCUGCCUGCAACGCCAUGGAGACACUCCUCAUUCAUAGAGAUCUGCUUCGUACUCCAAUGUUUGACCAGAUUAUUGAUAUGCUGCGAACAGAAGAGGUGAAGAUCCACGCUGGUCCCAGAUUUGCUUCAUAUUUGACCUUUAGCCCUUCAGAGGUCAAGUCUCUCAGGACAGAGUAUGGAGAACUGGAGUGCUGCAUCGAGGUGGUGGACAGUAUGCAAGAGGCCAUAGACCACAUUCACAAAUAUGGCAGCUCACACACAGAUGUCAUUGUUACUGAAAAUGAGGAGACAGCUGAACAGUUCUUGCAGCAGGUGGACAGUGCUUGUGUGUUCUGGAAUGCAAGCUCACGUUUUGCUGAUGGAUACCGGUUUGGACUUGGAGCAGAGGUUGGCAUCAGCACAGCGAGGAUACAUGCCCGAGGCCCUGUGGGACUUGAGGGACUUCUCACAACCAAGUGGGUCCUGAGAGGAGAAGGUCACACUGUGGCUGAUUUCUCUGAACAGGGCAGUAUGAAAUAUCUCCAUGAGAACAUCCCUGUCCCACAAGGAAGCUUCAACUAGAGAUCAACACCUGAAAAACUCUUUAAGUACAUUUGGUUUAAUGUCUGUCCAAAAGGUUUGUUUCUAUAGCACUUCAACAACAGCGGCAGUAAUGUUUAGAUGCAAGCAUUUUAUUCUCACUCAAAACAAAUCAUUUUACAGGGCAACAUUUCUGUAAAAGUUUACCUCAUAUGUGAAGAGAACUAUAUGGUUUUGUUUCCAAUAGACUUCAAUUCCUCUCAAACAUAACUGGUACAAAUGCUUUGGUAUUAAAGAAUAGCAGGGAAAGCCUAAUAUAUGAAGAGAACAUACGCUGACUGAAGCGCUUCUGUAAGACAAAAGUUUUUUAUACCAAAAGAAAAUGCAUUAUUGGUCAACUGGUGAUUUUUAACUUAUUUUUCUAUUACAGUUCUCCUUUUGUCAAAUGUAGCUUCGGCAGUACCUUGUCCUAUCUUAUUGUUCAUUCUACUUUGCACAAAUGGUUAAAUAAAUAUCAUGUACAGUUGAAA
Molecule: messenger RNA, 2962 nt
Organism: Periophthalmus magnuspinnatus
Lineage: Eukaryota; Metazoa; Chordata; Actinopteri; Gobiiformes; Gobiidae
Product: delta-1-pyrroline-5-carboxylate synthase-like
Exons: 17
Coding region: 138-2474 (778 amino acids)
Cellular component (GO): cytoplasm; mitochondrion
Molecular function (GO): glutamate 5-kinase activity; glutamate-5-semialdehyde dehydrogenase (NADP+) activity; ATP binding
Source: RefSeq, a predicted model, not a curated record